Molecule: messenger RNA, 1119 nt
Organism: Anopheles darlingi
Lineage: Eukaryota; Metazoa; Arthropoda; Insecta; Diptera; Culicidae
Gene: Ssu72
Product: RNA polymerase II subunit A C-terminal domain phosphatase SSU72
Exons: 4
Coding region: 187-780 (197 amino acids)
Biological process (GO): termination of RNA polymerase II transcription
Cellular component (GO): mRNA cleavage and polyadenylation specificity factor complex; nucleus
Molecular function (GO): RNA polymerase II CTD heptapeptide repeat phosphatase activity
Source: RefSeq, a predicted model, not a curated record
CCUCUCCCCUCCUGCUUCGUUUGUUGUUAUGGUGUCCUUAAACACACCGCUGAAAAUCGCACAAAAUCAGGAAAUUUGCAGCUGCUGGACGGACUGUCGCUGCUGAGGAAUCUCGAAACGCCGGGUAGGCUGCUGCUGCUGGAGGGUUGAAAACGCGUGUAACGAAAAGCCGACAACGAGGACAACAUGAGUCAACAGUACGUGAGUCCGCUUUCGAUAGCGGUCAUCUGUUCGUCCAACAUGAACCGCUCGAUGGAGGCACACGCCUACCUGGCCAAGAACCGGUUCAAGGUGCGAUCGUUCGGUACGGGCGAUAAGGUGAAGCUGCCCGGUACGGCCGCCGAUCGUCCGAACGUGUACGAGUUCGGUACCCCAUACGAGGACAUCUUUAAUGAUCUGGCCAACAAGGACAAACACUACUACAAUCAGAACGGAUUGCUUCACCUGCUCGAGCGCAAUCGAUUGAUAAAACCGUGCCCGGAGAAAUUCCAGCACUGUACGGAACGGUUCGAUGUGCUGGUAACGUGCGAGGAGCGAGUGUACGAUCAGGUGAUCGAGUACAUGGAAUCGAAGACGCCGACCUACAACCUACCGGUGCACGUCAUCAACAUCGACAUACAGGACAACCAGGAAGAGGCAACGUUCGGCGCGUUCCACAUCUGUGAUCUCAUAACGAUGAUGGCACAAAGCAGUGACUUGGACAAUGAUAUCGAUGAGCUGUUGCACCGUUUCGAGGAUAAAUGCCAGCGCAGCGUGCUGCACUGUGUGCUGUUUUACUGAAAAGAGCCUUGGAGUCCGCGUCUUCCGCAGCCAAAAGCACGCCUCAAUCGGAUCGUCUCCGUUGGUUUACUUGCCUGAAUGCGAGUAGAGCGCGGGAUACAGCCACUCCUGUCCCUGGGUUAUCGAUUGCUCCCUCUUUUCUCUUUUAUUUUUAUGCAAUAUUCUUAACAAUCGUGGGUUUUAGCAAGAACGAUUCAACGGCACGAGCUAGCGGUUGGGACGCUACCUGUUCCAGAUCGUUUGCACGGGCGCAGCAAAAACACCGAGACGCAUUGUAAUAUUUAGCUUUAUUACUAUUAUCAUUAUCAUUUAUAUACAGAAAUUAGAACAAUAUCAAAU